Messenger RNA from Salvia hispanica, 2540 nucleotides. Its product is annotated as DEAD-box ATP-dependent RNA helicase 37-like. NCBI's taxonomy places the organism in Eukaryota, Viridiplantae, Streptophyta, Magnoliopsida, Lamiales, Lamiaceae. Gene Ontology annotation, molecular function: ATP binding; RNA helicase activity; nucleic acid binding. The record is from RefSeq and is a predicted model, not a curated record.
GCCUAUCGCGUAUUCAGCAGCAACGCAAACCUCGAAGACUAUAAAUACGUUUGCAGAAAUAUAGAGAGAAUAUCUAUAGACCUUUUUUAGAGAGAAAAAGCGGAAAUUCAACAAGCAUCGCACAAGAUAUUUUACGCACCAGCAGCGCCUCCGAUCGCACAUCCUCUGCCCCAAAUUAGGGUUUCUUUAUCAUCUACCUUUAAUUAUAUCCGUUGAAAAAUAUCUCUGCCUGGAAAACUGUUGUGGCGUUGGAGGUAUUUUUUGACAGGGGAGAGGAAUUGUGUGAUUUUGCGUGCUUUUGAGUAUGCCUGCUACAUGGUCUGAAUCUGUUGAGAAGGCUCCCACCGGUGGUGGUGUAGGGGUUACUUCUCAUGCUUCUAGAAGUACUUAUGUUCCUCCGCAUCUUAGAAAUAGGCCUCCUUCAGCCUCAACUGAUCCUGCCCCCUCAGCUGCAGUUUCCUAUGCUGGGACUUUGGCGGGAAAUGAAUCCCAGGGACAGGGUGGUGCAGCUGUAGGUGGAUUUCAGUCGUAUGGUCCUAGAAAUGAUAGAGGUGGAGGUGGUGGUCUCAGUCGCGGUGGUGGGGGUGGAGGUGGUAGUGCUUGGAACAAUAGAAAUGGUGGUUGGGAUCGUGGCAGGGAAAGAGAGGCUAAUCCUUUUCAAGAUGAUGGAGUUCCAGAACCAGAAUAUGCAGUACAGGAAAAUUCAGGGAUCAAUUUUGAUGCUUAUGAGGAUAUUCCGGUGGAGACUAGUGGGAAAGAUGUCCCACCUCCUGUGAAUACAUUUGCCGAGAUUGAUUUGGGUGAUGCUUUAAAUAUGAAUAUUAAGAGGUGCAAGUAUGUGAAACCUACACCUGUGCAGCGGCACGCCAUACCAAUAUCACUCACUGGGCGGGAUUUGAUGGCUUGCGCUCAAACUGGUUCAGGAAAGACUGCAGCAUUCUGUUUCCCAAUAAUUAGUGGAAUCAUGAAAAGUGGCCAAUCUGCUCAAAGACAGCCACGUAUGCCGCGUAUGGCAUUUCCGCUUGCUCUCAUUCUUUCUCCAACAAGGGAGCUUUCUAUGCAGAUUCAUGAAGAAGCUAAGAAAUUUUCAUAUCAAACUGGCGUCAAGGCUGUUGUUGCUUAUGGUGGUGCACCUAUCAAUCAACAGCUUCGAGAACUUGAAAGAGGUGUGGACAUACUUGUUGCAACACCUGGACGUUUAGUUGAUUUGUUGGAAAGGGCUAGAGUCUCGUUACAAAACAUUAGGUACUUAGCCCUUGACGAAGCAGAUAGAAUGUUGGACAUGGGUUUUGAACCUCAAAUAAGGAGAAUUGUGCAACAAAUGGACAUGCCUCCACCUGGUGUAAGACAGACAUUGCUAUUUAGCGCCACAUUUCCUAAGGAGAUCCAGAGACUAGCUGCAGAUUUUCUUUCAAAUUACAUAUUUCUGGCUGUUGGAAGAGUUGGUUCUAGCACUGAAUUGAUCCUCCAAAGAAUUGAAUAUGUGCUUGAGACUGACAAAAGAAGUCACCUGAUGGACCUUCUCCAUGCACAAAGAGCAAAUGGCGUUCAGGCCAAGCAAGCACUGACAUUGGUUUUCGUUGAGACAAAGAAGGGAGCUGAUUCGCUUGAACACUGGCUUUGCAUUAAUGGCUUUCCUGCCACUUCCAUUCACGGUGACCGAACACAACAGGAGCGAGAAUAUGCUUUAAGAUCAUUCAAAAGUGGCAAAACUCCAAUUCUGGUUGCAACUGAUGUGGCAGCACGUGGCCUUGACAUCCCUCAUGUUGCACAUGUCGUCAACUUCGAUCUUCCUAAUGACAUUGACGACUAUGUCCACCGUAUUGGACGCACCGGGCGUGCUGGUAAAACAGGACUGGCCACUGCUUUUUUCAACGAUGGCAAUGCCUCAUUGGCAAAACCAUUGGCUGAUUUGAUGCAAGAAGCAAAUCAAGAGGUUCCUGCUUGGCUGGCACGCUUUGCUGCUCGGUCUAGCUUUGGAGGUGGUAGGAACCGCCGAGGGCAAGGUGGCGGAGGAAGAUUUGGCGGGCGUGAUUUCCGCAAAGAUUCCUCCUACAAUAGAGGUGGGAUGGACAUGUAUGGUGGCGGCAGCAACAUGAACAAUGGUUACAACCAUUCUGGCGGAUAUGGUGGAGGCUUUGGCUCUGCUGUGACUAGCGCCUGGGACUAAACAACAUUCGACGCUCUCAAACCUGGAACCCUUCCUCUCCAUCAUUGGCUGUGGUGUGGCCAUAUACAAUCUGGGAUUAUUCUCUACUGCUGGUACUUUCGUUUACCCUUCUAAUACUCGUACCAACGGAUCGUACAGUAGCUAGACGGGGUAUUUUGAAGUCGGAUUGAUGGUUUCCGGCAUUCUUUUUCAGGCUCUCUAGGUUGUAUAUACAUUUCUGCAGAUACCUUUCAGUCCUAAGACCUUUGAUGCUGCUGUAUUAUUCUAGGAUUAGUAUCUAGGUUUCUUGAGCAACCUACCAACUCAUCUUUAUUUACUAUAUCACUUUGUAGACUUGGCUUAUUGUAAAUAUGCCUUUGACUGCCUUUCA